Molecule: messenger RNA, 5279 nt
Organism: Morone saxatilis (striped sea-bass)
Lineage: Eukaryota; Metazoa; Chordata; Actinopteri; Moronidae
Gene: mocos
Product: molybdenum cofactor sulfurase
Exons: 15
Coding region: 188-2704 (838 amino acids)
Biological process (GO): Mo-molybdopterin cofactor biosynthetic process
Molecular function (GO): molybdenum ion binding; pyridoxal phosphate binding; molybdenum cofactor sulfurtransferase activity
Source: RefSeq, a predicted model, not a curated record
GGGACUUCUCAUAUGUCAACAUGGCCACAGCAGUAAACAGUCUCCAGCUAUAAAGGCUCAGCUGCUGCUCGCGGACUUCAGACCCUGAAAACAUCAAGUCAUUGAGCAUAAAAGCAGUUGUGUGCUCGGCGGUGUGUCUCCGGCUGUACUGUCUGUCUCUCCGGCUGUACUGUCUGUCUCUCGAUCGAUGGAUUUCCAAACGCUGUGCACUUUUAAAAGUUUCGAGCAGGUCUGGAGUCGGUACGGUUAUGGGGAGGACUUUCAAGGCGUGAUUGAGCGCGAGUUCCCACGGAUUAAAGGGAUAACAUAUCUGGAUCAUGCAGCAACUACUCUGUACCCUGAGUCUCUGAUCAGGGACUACUUCCAGGACAUUUCAAGGAACGUAUACGGAAACCCUCACAGCCAUAACCCCAGCAGCAGAUUGACACAUGACACAGUGGAGAGGGUCAGAUACAGGGUAUUGCAGCAUUUUAACGCCACCCCUGAGGAGUACUCUGUGAUUUUCACUUCUGGUUGUACAGCCGCUCUCAAAUUAGUGGCUGAGAGCUUUCCCUGGAGCCCGCAGACUGAGAGCGAAGUGGGGAGUCACUUCUGCUACCUCACUGACAGCCAUACCUCUGUAGUUGGCAUCAGAGGACUGACUUCUGGCCAGGGUGUAGUUACCCUGCCUGUCUCGCCGCAGGAAGUGGAAAACAGGGCAAAGGCUGAGACUGAAGGUGACGAUGUUGUUUGCCAGACGCCGCACCUCUUCUGCUACCCAGCACAGAGCAACUUCUCUGGAAGGAAGUAUCCCCUUAGCCAUGUGAAAGGCAUCCAGGCAAGACGCCUUUACCCAGCAUGUGACCACCAAGGCCGCUGGUUUGUGCUGCUUGAUGCUGCCGCUCAUGUCAGCUGCUCCCCUCUAAACCUACAGGAGUGCCCUGCUGAUUUCAUUCCCAUCUCUUUCUACAAGAUGUUUGGCUUCCCUACAGGUCUGGGGGCUCUUCUUGUCCGUAACGACGCAGCAUGCAUACUAAAAAAGACUUAUUUUGGAGGAGGCACAGCAGCAGCUUACCUUUCUGGAGAAGAUUAUUAUGUGCAUGCGGCAAACAUUUCUGACAGAUUUGAAGAUGGCACUGUCUCUUUUUUGGACAUCAUUGCGGUAAAUCACGGUUUUGAAGCUCUUUACAGGAUCACAGGGGGCAUGCACAACAUCCAACAGCACACGUUUGGCUUGGCACGCUACACUUACAUGCUGCUGUCAAGUGUUUGCCAUGGCAACGGGCGACCAGUGGCUAAGAUAUACACUGAAGGCCAGUUUGAGAGUCCAAGCACACAGGGCGCUGUCCUAAACUUCAACCUCAAGGAUUCUCAUGGACAGAUAAUUGGGUAUUCUCAGGUUGACAGAAUGGCCAGUCUGUACAAUAUACACGUGCGCACGGGUUGCUUCUGUAACACCGGGGCCUGUCAGUCCUUCCUCGGGAUCACCAAUCAGCAGAUGAGGAGAAACUUGCAGGCCGGCCACGUCUGCGGAGACAGCAUCGACCUGGUGGACGGCCAGCCGACCGGAUCUGUUCGCGUGUCGUUUGGCUACAUGUCAACAUUUGAAGACUGUCAAAAGUUUCUGAACUUUGUUGCCGACUGCUUUGUAGAGAAACCACUCGCGUUGGACCAAGUGAGACUGGAGGAGUUAAAAACAGCCACAGCAGCGUCCCGGGGCUCAAACGAACAUUAUCCAAUCAAAAUCGCUAAUGGAGAAAUAUUUAAAGCAGAUGAAAAGGAGAAGCCUACAGAAGCAUCACUGAGGGGAUUUAGACUCAGAGACUCAAACAGCCACGGGGAGGCUUAUACUCUGACCAACAUCUACAUAUAUCCCAUCAAAUCAUGUGCAGCAUAUGAGGUGCACGACUGGCCAGUGGGACCGCAGGGUUUACUGUAUGACAGAGGCUGGAUGGUGGUGAAUGGAAACAGCGUGUGCCUGAAUCAGAAGAGAGUGCCCCCUUUAUGCCUCAUUCGCCCACAAGUCCACCUGCCCUCAAACAAAUUGCUCCUGCAGGCAUCAGGGAUGGAUACCAUUUCGGUUCCCCUGGAAAACAGCACUGAAAUGCACAGAAGCUAUCCAGUGUGUCAGAGUAAAGUUUGUGGUGACAGGGUGGAGACUGUCGACUGUGGGGAUGAGGCAGCAUCGUGGCUCUCAGACUUUCUUGGACAGCCCUGUCGCCUGAUAAGACAAAGUCCUGAUUUUACCCGAGGCAUGAAGAAGAGGCCUAGUGGAGCUGCCACCUCCUCGUCUCUCUCCCUGGUGAAUGAAGCUCAGUAUCUCAUGAUCAACCGUGCCAGUGUGGAGCUCAUUCAGAAACUAAUGAGCAGCAGACAGGACGAUUCUGAGGACGAUCACCUUCUUGACACACAGAAUGUCAUUAGCCGCUUCCGAGCCAAUUUAGUCAUCGCUGGAGUAGAACCAUUUGAGGAGGAUAAUUGGUCACACUUGAUUAUUGGCAACACUCGAUUUGUGGUCACAGGUCAGUGUGGAAGAUGCCAGAUGGUUGGAGUGGACCAGGACACUGGGACCAAAACAAAAGAGCCGUUAAUGUCUCUGUCAGCCUGCCGCACCGGGAAGAUGACUUUUGGUGUGUACCUGACCCAUCAGCUACCAGAGGGCUCCACUACAGCGAAUGUCCUCUCUGCUGGGUCACCCAUAUAUCCAGAGCCACACAGUUCUUGAAGAAGUCAUCCGUGAGAUCCUCUUUAUUUAUUUUGGUGAUACUUUUCUUUGUCCUAAGGGCUCAUUGCUCUGCUGUGUGUCCCAAAGAUCACCUGUCAAACACUGUGAGGAGUUUCUAUAGAUGCUGCUCUUUUCUUUGUGUGUGUAGCCCUGGUGGCUUUUGUCCUCUCAGAUGUCCUUCUCAUACCAGAGCAUUCAGAUUAUAUUCAAUUCAAGUCUGUUUUGAUUGAAAAUGAAUGAGAUUUUGUGAUUUUUUUUCCCCCCAAUGGUUUCAUUCCCAAAAUAUGUGCAAUAAAGUAGAUGUGAAAAUUAUUAUUUGAAUGUAUUACUGCUAUUCGAGCCAAAACAUGUCAGGCUUGAUGCAAUAAUCGCUGCUCAUGUUAACCUCCCAGACAGUUCUUCCUUUGUUUAUUCCCAUGGAGGAUUAUAUUGCUAUUUAUUCCGAACACACCACCACUGUGCUGCCAGAAAUAUGAAACAUAUUGCUCUCUGUAAUGGAAAAACCUACCAGACACUCAGUGAUCAGUAUGUGCUCCUCAUGUGCUGCAGACUUGGACAUCCAAUUUCAUUCAAGAAAAUUAAUGAUUUAAUGUGAAUUUAAUCAGGUUUAAUCCAAGUGGCAUGCUUGUACAUAAAGUACGUAUGUGCUAAACCGUUCUGUCAAGGUCUCGGAGUAAAAUUGCCCCUGUGUAUCACGCACAUAUGGUGUAGUUGGAGGCUUGAGGUGACUGCUGUGUGCACCAAGGUUUGGUACUGUUUGUAGCAUGUUUGCAAAUCUGUGCCAACAUUAAAUUAAUAUGUAUAAAUGUAUCCACAGAUUGGAUAUGGUAGAUAAUGGCAUUGGGGACUCCAAACAAAAUCAGAUGUAGAUAGAUGACCACUUAAAGCUGUGACCCGCCAAAGUUUAGAUUAUUAUUCAAGAUAUAAACUUUCAAGACAGCCUUGUCCUGCAUCAGACAAAUAUGCAGUUAAAACUACAGAGAGAUAAUAGAACAAUAGGUCAAGCGUCAGGGAGAAUAAAACACUGAAUUUGUCAAAAAAAAAGAAGCAUAUUACAAAAUAACUAAAUACAUUAUACACACAGAGAAUUGUAUAAGAAGUUACUAAAAAUAUCAAGAAAACCCUCAUAUCUGAUGCUUACAGGAAAUAAUUGCUCAAAAUUCAUCAAAAUUGUUGGACUUCCUGCAGUUAUUGUGUUCACUAUUUGGGUUCAUUGCAUACAUAUAAUAUGUAAAACCCAUAAAAUAUGGAUAGAGGGGCCAGGGGUCGUCAGUUUACUCAAUGAUAAAAAAUAGGUCCCUUAAGGAAAAAGGUUGGGAACCACUGAAUUAAAGGAAGUACCUUUGUAUUCCCUUGUAUGGUAUUUUCACAGGCCAGGAUAUGAUCAUUUUAAUACUCAUUAAAAGCCUUCAGUGACUGCCACCAAGUUCUACUUCUACAAUCAUCUCCUACUGGUGCACAGACUGUUACUGUUAUUUAUUAUCUUGUCCUGUGAACAUGAACAAAAAAGACAAAAACAAAAAACAGCCAGGAAACCAACAGACAGAUAUUUGGUUACAAUAAUGUAAACCCUUUGUUUCUUAACCAAUCAUUUGUUCCCUCCACAUUUUCCAACAUCUAAGAAUCAGCUGAGAACGUGUUAUUGAUCCAGCUGUUAAUACUCUAAAUGAAAAUGUACUCAACUGUGGUGCUGUAGUAUUAUCCCCGAGGAGACAUACCGUAACCUUGGUGACCUUAAACCCAUUUUAUUUAGUCGUGCUGGGUUUAGUAAUAUCUGUGAAGUAUUUUGUAUUGAAUACAUUUGCCUCUGGCUUCUCUGGUGUAUUUUUUUUUUAUCAUUGGAAGGAAUCCGCUCCCAUAUUGCUUCAUCAAAUGUACAGCCCAGGUCUUUUUCCCAUAUCAUCCUCAUUGUUGUUUACCCGAGGACAUACCUCAUACCACUUUGAUGCUUUAUGAAACAUUGUUGGCAGCUGUAGGUAGAGCUCUACUUUGUUGGUAUGAUGGAAGUGAGGUUUCGGCCUUAAUACAGUGUCUGAAAUAUGAAAUAUUUCGUAUUUUCGUAUAAACGUAUUUUCCUAGACAUAAAGUACCUUUGUGUAGUUAGCCUUCUCCUGUCUCUCAACUCAAAUCUAUAAAACUGUGGUUACUGAACAAUCAAAUGUGCUGUCACAAUCUGGAGUAGUACUUCUGUAAUUGUCUGUGCUUAUGUGCUUUUCUCUGCUUUCCUGUAAUUCCCUUUAUGUGUCAUUUGGUUUGGACAUAUAGGAGAAAUCAGUAUGGCCAUUGUGUUCCUGUUGUUUGUUCUUAUGUGCUUUUAUCUGUGCUUAUGUGAUUUGGUCUGUAUUUAUGGGAUUUUAUCUGUGCUUAUGUGAUUUUGUCUGUAUUUAUGGGAUUUUAUCUGUGCUUAUGUGCUUUUUCGUAUAUUUUAUUUUAAUGUGUCUGAUAUGCCAUCAACCUGCCAGGGACUGCAGAUGAAAAAUAACCCUGUGUGGCUAAAUCUGGUACGUUAAUGUACUAAUUAAUGUACAUUGUCCCUUUUUUUUAAAAAAAUAAACAAAUUAAAAAAUUAUAUUUU